AUGCUUUUCUUUAUUAUAGUAGGCAUAGUUAACCUUAGUUAUGCGUCUUCACCAUACGCACAAUUGGAUACCCUGUUUCUCAAACCAACAUCCAUCAACACUUUCAAUCCAAUCAUUAAGAAUGCCCUCAUUGAAGCUUUAGCUGAUCUACAAGCCAAAAUUUCAGUUUUAACUUUGCCGUUGAACCGAAAUGUCAUUACGUAUAAGGAACUGAGUCAUUGCACGCCACAGGCAGUUACACGUCUUUCUGCUUUAGAUUUGAUGAAUUCUAGGGACAUUGAAAUCAAUGCUGGACAUGGAAUCCCUCUUGCUCGCUUCAAUUACGCUCUCUUCUUGGAGGUGAACGGUAAAGGAUGUCAGAAGAAUCCAAAACUUCUUGCAACAGCUCGUCCAUGUGACGUAGAGGAAAAUCACAGACCUAUAUUAGGAGUCUUGAACGUAUGUUUGGGUGAUCAUUGGAAUGGCUUCAAAGCUGUGAAAGACUUGUUGCGUCACGAAAUCUUGCACUCUUUGGGAUUCGGAACGCUCGUGCCAAUUCAAGCAUUCCAAAAAGCUCCACCACCAGAGAAGUAUCUAUGGCGGCUGAAAGAUUCUUCACAAACAGCAACACGAUACUACUUGGAUUUUGCACAAAAAGCACUUCCAGUCGUACAGAAGCAUUUCGGAUGUGCAGAGAUGAAGGGAUUGGAAGCUGAUGGAAAAAGUUUGAUUCAUUUGAAUGAAUAUAUAUUUGGAAACGAACUGAUGACGCCGAAGCUUACAAACGGUCCAAACUAUUUCACGGAAAUCACAGCAAGCAUUCUGGAAGGAACGUUUAUUGGACAACAACAAUGGUAUAUGGUUAAUAGAAAAGCCAUUGCCGAAGAGAAUUCGUUGUACUGGUACGGAAGGAAAUGGGGAUGUUCGUUUGUCAACAAAAGUUGUUUUGAACACGUGCAAUCAAGUUCAAUUGGUUUUCCCUUCUGUCGUUCGAAUCAAUUAAGUGUCAACGUGUGUCACAAGCAGAGGAGAUUCCAAUCCAAAUGCUCAUGGACGUCUCUCAAUCCAUCGGAGACAGCUGAUAAUGGGAUUACGCCGACGCCAACUCUGAACGCUUACACAACCGGCUCAUCUGCUCUGUAUCGUUUCUGUCCGAUGAAUACGGAUUUGAUAUCUGAUCGGCUUUUCAUUGAUUUCAACGAAACUCUGAUUAAUUGUUAA
Molecule: messenger RNA, 1200 nt
Organism: Auanema sp. JU1783
Lineage: Eukaryota; Metazoa; Nematoda; Chromadorea; Rhabditida; Rhabditidae
Source: the annotation of a GenBank genome assembly